AUGGGGCUGAUCACGCUGCACUACCGACGCAAGUACUACCCGCGCAAGAGCCAGCGCCCGCGCCCGCCGCCCAUCGAGACGCCCGUGCGGUCGCCGCACGAGCGCAAGCCCGAGCCGAUCGCGCUCGAUAUGACGUCGACGCCCAAGUACAUCCCGACGUUUUCGAUACUCCAAGACGAACAGGACGAAGUCGCGGGACCGUGGGUCCACCACCAUGUCGGCGCGACGCACGGCCCCAACGGCGUCUGGUCGUCGUCGUCGGUGCAACUGCAUCGGAGCACCGAGACGGGCAGCGAGCGCACGCCGUCGAGCAAUCUCACCAGUAGCUACGUCGACCGCAUGGUGAGCCCUCUCGGCGCGAAGUCGCGCUCGAAAGAUAGUUUCUACAUCUAA
Saprolegnia parasitica CBS 223.65 is the source of this 393-nucleotide messenger RNA. RefSeq lists its product as hypothetical. NCBI's taxonomy places the organism in Eukaryota, Oomycota, Saprolegniomycetes, Saprolegniales, Saprolegniaceae. The transcript is spliced from 2 exons. Bases 1 to 393 code for a protein of 130 amino acids. The record is from RefSeq and is a predicted model, not a curated record.